Messenger RNA from Xiphias gladius (swordfish), 3495 nucleotides. Its product is annotated as mannosyl-oligosaccharide 1,2-alpha-mannosidase IA. The record is from RefSeq and is a predicted model, not a curated record. Gene Ontology annotation, cellular component: Golgi membrane; extracellular exosome; endoplasmic reticulum. Gene Ontology annotation, molecular function: calcium ion binding; mannosyl-oligosaccharide 1,2-alpha-mannosidase activity. The coding region runs from base 289 to 2226 and encodes 645 amino acids. The transcript has 12 exons. Lineage: Eukaryota; Metazoa; Chordata; Actinopteri; Istiophoriformes; Xiphiidae. Gene Ontology annotation, biological process: N-glycan processing; carbohydrate metabolic process.
AAAGCUCCGGACUUUGCGUUUCCAGGUGAUUGGUAAAUCGUGGAUGUAGGCAGGCCCGACCUUCGCUUAUGCAGAUCCACACGAUAGCGAGAUAAAGACGGCUCUAUCGGGCUGCUUGUGCCACUCCGCGAGUGCCACGGGGGUGUGUUUAAAAUCCCGCAUACAGAGUCCAAACCCGUGCCUCAAGGCAGCGGAGACGCUGCUCAGUGGAGAGCGGAGACUGUCAGAAAAAUACGGCGUAGACUCGGAAGCAAUACUUGUAAGGCAGCCUCUCCAGAAAAAGUUUCAAUGGUUUUCCGAAAGUUGCCCGGUGUGUCGGCAUCGGGCAUGGGUCUGCGCCUGUCCCAGAAAUUCGUCUUUCUGCUCUUCCUCUCGGGUUUGGUAACGCUGUGUUUCGGGGCCCUUUUCUUUCUACCGGACUCCGUCCGGCUGAAACGCAUUUUUCUGUCAAAGACAGAGAGCCAGCCGGUCACCGUCGGCUCCGGGUCCGAGAACGAUGCCCGGGAGCACUCGAAGAGACCCAAGGACCAGGAGCACGCUCCGCGGGGCAUGACCUCGGCCAAGGGAGAGACCAGCACCAAGCUGAGGAGUCUGAGCCGCAAGCCGUCCGUCUCUCACGAGGCGACGGAGGAGCGGCUGGCCGGGGGCAAGGCACAGGAGGAUUUGACCCUGCCCAGGUCGAGAGCGGAGUCCGCCUCGGAGAGAGCGACCCCCUCUGAACACGGUGCCAACCCGGAUACUUACAGUUACGAGAAGUUCAGGGGGUGUCUGCUCAAACCCCCGCUGGGGAGAGACAGCGGCAGGCCGAGCGACCCCAAGACCAACGAGCGCCGGGAGAAAGUCAAAGAGAUGAUGAAGUUUGCCUGGGACAACUACAAGCGCUACGCCUGGGGCAAGAAUGAACUGCGGCCUUUGACGAGAAACGGGCAUAUUGGCAACAUGUUUGGUGGCCUGAGAGGAGCAUCCAUCAUUGACUCACUGGACACACUGUAUAUAAUGGGACUGAUGGACGAAUAUAACGAUGCCAAGGAGUGGGUGCAGACCAGCCUGGACCUAAACUCAAACGGCGAGGCAUCACUCUUUGAGGUGAACAUCCGUUACGUCGGCGGGUUGCUGUCAGCAUAUUACCUGACAGGAGAGGAGAUGUUCAAGAAAAAAGCAGUGGAGCUGGGAGAGAAGCUGUUGCCUGCCUUCAACACGCCAACAGGAAUACCCCGAGGAGUCAUCAACCUGGGGAGCAGUGGAACCAGUUGGAGCUGGGGCUGGGCCUCAGCCGGGAGCAGCAUCCUGGCUGAAUUCGGGACCCUUCACCUUGAAUUCGUCCAUCUGACCGAGCUUUCCAGCAAUCCCAUCUACACAGAGAAGGUGAUGAACAUCAGGAAACUUCUGAACAGGAUUGAAAAACCCCACGGCCUGUAUCCCAACUUCCUCAGUCCUGUCAGUGGCAACUGGGUCCAACACCAUGUUUCCAUCGGUGGCCUCGGGGAUAGUUUCUAUGAGUACCUGAUCAAAUCGUAUCUGAUGUCAGACAAGACAGAUGACGAUGCAAAGAAGAUGUACUACAGCGCACUGGAGGCAAUUGAAGCGAACCUGGUACAGAAGUCACCUGGUGGUCUCACCUACUUGGCUGAGUGGAGAGGUGGGAUCCUGGAUCACAAGAUGGGCCACCUGGCCUGCUUCUCUGGGGGAAUGAUCGGCAUUGGGGCUGAUGAUGGAGCUCCGGAGAAGAGGCAACACUACCUGGACCUGGCCGCCGAGAUCACGCACACAUGCCACGAGAGCUACACGCGCUCAGCCACCAAACUGGGACCCGAGGCGUUCAGAUUCGACAGCGGAGCUGAGGCCACAGCGACCAGGCUGAGCGACAGAUAUUACAUCCUACGGCCAGAGGUCAUCGAGAGCUACAUGUACAUGUGGAGACUCACCCACGACCCCAAGUACAGAGAGUGGGGUUGGGAGGCCGUUGAGGCCCUCGAGGAGCACUGCAGAGUGGAGGCUGGCUUCUCUGGGAUCCGGGACGUUUACACCAUGACAGUCAGCCACGAUAACAUGCAGCAGAGCUUCUUCCUCUCAGAGACACUCAAGUAUCUGUACCUGCUCUUCUCUGACGAUGACCUUCUCCCACUGGAGGACUGGGUCUUCAACACAGAAGCCCACCCGCUGCCCACUAUCCGUACGGGCUGCCUGCAGGACAAAGCCACACAGGAUAAGACAGUCUCUGAAUAGGACUGAACACCACCCAAUAAACAGACAGUUACAGACACAUCUGCACUGGUCAUGUACACACACACACACACACACACACACACACACACACACCACACACACACACACACACCACGUCACACAAAUACAAACAGCGAUUCAAUGCAGGUUCAGAGUCUUUUCAGGAGCGUGUUAUGGACUCUCAAUCUCAACUCUCUCAAUUCCUUUCCAGUAAAGGAUGUUGUCGUUUUAUGCUGUGAUUGUAGAUCCUUUCGCCGGGGUUACUUCCUGCUGGCAUUUCUUUUUUUGUGGACAAUCAAGACAAACAUGACUUUCAUGAAAAGAGCACCUUUUUCUUUCCUUCUUUCCUCUGUGAGGAAAACCAGUAUAACUUGCAGACCCAAAUGUGUGGGAGGAGGCUAGAUCUAUGGGCCAUAUUGUUAGAAAGCGAGAGAAACAUAUAGGAAACCACUUGAGUUUUGCUCUUUGAUUUCACUGUUUCGUUAAUCUUGAGUGAUGAAUGAUUUCCUCAGAUCUUGUCAUUGCAUUUUCUCCUUUGUGAGUACACCCUUUGACCUAAGGUUUCUUUGCAUUUCUAUUUCCCUCUUUUCCAGUGAUGUGUUUUUGCUGAGAUUUGACAGAAAGUAACAUUUACUAUAAGGAUUGAAUUGCAAUGAAUAUUGAUUAAUGUACAGACAAACACGAAAUGUGAAUUUCAAAAAUCCACCUCCAAACUAAUGUUGAUGUCAUGUUUCGUAAUGAAACAAGCUUGAAUUAAUUUUUUCAAGUCAGGAAGUGUCAGGAAAGUGGCAGCGUCUCAUGCAUCCAGGGACCUUUUUUUCUUUUUCUUUUUUUUUCCAAAUGAUGUUGGGUUGUGUUCCACUGUCUGCUUGGGUUGCUUUUUGAACAGGACAAUGCUUUCUCAGUCCUCUCAGCCUUUCAAAUCAGAGUAACAAAUGGAGUUCUGUGACUGUAAUACAAGCAUAAAAGGAAAAGGAACGCAUUUGCCAGCUAGCUCCAAAUGGGCUUUUCUGUUGUAGUUUUUCACCCUGCCUUUACAUGUGAAUCCAUACAGCUGCCAAUACUGAUGUUAAAGGCUGUUAGACUGCAGAGACAAGUUUUCAUAUUCAUCACUGCUGUCCUGCACAGUUGUAGAGCGAAUGUGCUGUACAUACCCCUUGUAUGAGCUUGUCUUGACUUUAUUUCUAAACUUCAGUGGUUAUUUUUUUCUGGGUUCUCAUUUAAUUUGCUUCCCUCAGGUGUUUCAGGAAAAAAAAAAAAAAAAAAAAA